Molecule: messenger RNA, 2049 nt
Organism: Sclerotinia trifoliorum
Lineage: Eukaryota; Fungi; Ascomycota; Leotiomycetes; Helotiales; Sclerotiniaceae
Source: the annotation of a GenBank genome assembly
AUGUAUAUCCGCCCUGUUCCCCAGGUUGACUUCCCCGGAUUUUAGAGAUUGCCAAGACACACCCGGUCAGCUAUAUAAUGCCGAUCUCAUUCUGUAGACUGGAAUACAAGGGUCUGAUGAAUCUUAGGUAGUAAUAUAUCAUCUGUUUUCCUAAUCAGUUGACGAAAAACAUUAUAGUAGCAAUAUCUAGCAAGAACUUGAUUCGAUCCAUAUAUAUUAAUUUGAUAGUGUUAGUACAUUCGAGGAACGUGAUGAUGUGUUACGGAUCCUGUUCCUGCCAAUUUCUCCUACAUGUAUAAGUUCUCAAUCUCUCUUCCUGUAGAAGUAAAUCUCGUAGCCAGCCUAAGAAACAGUCACUCACAAUUAUCUUCCAUGAUGAAAACUUUUACUUUUACUUCUCUUCUAGGACUCUGGUUCCUUACAUGCCAAGUCUCAGGUCAUUGUAAGUAUUCACAUACUUUAUAUAAUGAGGAGAAGCUAACAUGUGCCAUGUAGACAUCUUCCAAUCCUUCACCUACAAAAACAUCCAAUAUCCUCCCUAUGGCUACAUCCGUAUGAACAAUAACUACAAUAGUCCCGUCAUAGACCUCGCUAGCAAUGAUCUCCGAUGCAAUUCCGGUGGUGAAACAAGCAAUGGAACCCAAACUAUAACCUUAAAGGCUGGUGAUUCCUUCUCGUUUACGGCCGAUGUACCGGUUUAUCAUCAGGGACCUUUGUCUAUGUAAGUCUUGCCCUGCUCUUACAGGUAUUUCCAAUUGUGCGUCGAGCUGACGAAAAACUCUCACUAUAGGUAUAUGGCCAAAGCACCAACGACUGCAGCAGCCUUCGAUGGAUCCGGACAGGUCUGGUUCAAGAUUUUGGAUAUCGGUCCUACAUUCACAAAUCAAGUUGCGACAUGGAAUCUCUACCGUGAGUUCUCGGUCUCUCUCUGUAGGUUAUGAAAGAAAAUAAAAAUUAAAGCCUAAUUUGUGUAGAAACAUAUACCUAUACUAUUCCACCUAAUCUACCUAACGGUGAUUAUCUUCUUCGUAUUCAACAACUUGGUAUUCAUAAUCCAUAGUAAGUUGUGAAUUUUCUCAUUUGUUUUUAGAUAAUGUUGAGGAAGGUUUAGUCUAAUGUUUGGAUUUAGUCCGGGGGGUAUUCCUCAGUUUUAUAUAGAAUGUGCACAAGUCACCGUUACGAAUGGGGGUUCGGGGACUCCGGGUCCUUUGGUCUCUAUUCCGGGGUACGUACUCUAUUCUCUAUACACUCCCUUCAGUUUUCCCCGGCACUCGACCUUCUCUUACCCUUCCCUUCCCAUUCCACCUUCCUCCCAUUCCCCUCCCCAUUGUCCAAUCCCCCUCUCCAUACAUCCCACCACCCAAACAUCCCAUCAACUAACCCAACCACCCCCUCUAGAGCAUUCUCCGACACCGACCCCGGCUACACCGCAAACAUCUACUCCAACUUCUACAACUACACCGUUCCGGGUCCCGCCGUCUGGGCUUCCCAAGGAGGUUCUUCCGUCUACAGUGGUAUUUCCAGUGGAAACAAUGCGGCGACGACAUUGGCUACUAUGCCUGCUGCUACGGGUGUUGUUACUACUACUGCCCCUGCGAGUGCGACCGCGACGCACACUACUUUGACUACUGCUACUGUCGCGACUUCGACGAAGACGGGUGCGAGUACGAGUGCAGCAGCAACGCCAACGGGGGCUGUGGUGCAGAAGUAUGGACAGGUAUGUUUGUUUCUUUCUUUUUUCCCCCUUCCUUUUUUGUUCCUCCCUUCUUCCUCUUUCUUCGCAAGAAAGGAAGAGAAGACAAACCCCAUCAAAACCAAACAUUUCCAGCCUGUACAUCCAAAUCUCGAAUCUCAGAUCUCAUAACCACACAAAGACAAUUAAUUAAUUAAUUAAUCAAUCAAUAACUAACUCCUCAUCUUAAUACUAUAGUGCGGAGGUCAAGGAUGGACUGGUGCAACGGUUUGUGCGGCGGGGAGUACCUGUACGGCUAGUAAUACUUAUUAUAGUCAGUGUUUGUGAGUUUGGAUGGAGGGGGUGAAUGGAGGGUG